CACACACACGCACACGUACACAGACGGCGCAGCGCUGAAAACAACAAGAUACACACACGCGCACGCGCACAUACACACGCACACACACACAGUGACACACAUAGGCAGACACACACACACGCACACACACAGAGACAGAGGCUCAUGACAGCGUCGCAGAAAGUCACAGUGUAGUCGCAGCCAUGGAGAAACCUCCCUUCAGGCAGAACCAGAGCUGUGGAGACUGGGAGCUGAAGGAGAGGCUGGGAAUGGGAGGCUUUGCCCAUGUCUACCUGUACCAGCAUCACGAGACGAAUGAAAAGCUGGCUGUGAAGAUGUGUCGUCUGGAGCUCACAGCGCGGAACAAGGACCGAUGGAGCCGAGAAAUCCAGAUCAUGAAGAAAUUGAAUAACAUAAACGUUGUGACGGCCCGAGAAGUCCCAGAGGAGAUGAGGCACAUCGCCCUGAACGAUCUGCCGCUGCUGGCCAUGGAGUACUGCUCCCGAGGAGACCUGAGGAGGGUUCUGAGCAAACCUGAGAACUGCUGCGGUUUGAAAGAGAGUGAAGUUCUGUCCUUACUCAACGAUGUUGGAGCUGGUAUCCAGUAUCUGCAUGAAAACAAGAUCAUCCACCGGGAUCUUAAACCUGAGAACAUUGUGCUGCAGGACAUCAACGGAAAGCUGGUUCACAAAAUCAUUGACCUGGGCUACGCCAAAGACCUGGACCAGGGGAGUCUGUGCACCUCCUUCGUCGGCACGCUGCAGUACCUGGCACCGGAGCUGUUUGAGAACAAGCCCUACACCGUCACUGUGGACUACUGGAGCUUCGGCACCAUGAUAUUCGAGUGCAGUUGUGGUUUCCGUCCUUUCUUGCACAACCUUCAACCUGUGCAGUGGGCGACCAAAGUGCGGAACAAAGGUCCUAAAGACAUCAUGGCGGUGGAAGACGUGAGCGGAGAAGUCCGAUUCUCCACUCACCUCCCCUACCCCAACAACCUGAGCAGGACCAUGUUGGAGCCGAUGGAGUCUCUGCUCCAGCUGAUGUUGAAGUGGGAUCCUCUCCACAGAGGAGGCAAAGUGAAUCCCGACACCAAGAAACCCAUGUGCUUCGAAGUUCUGGAGCAGAUACUGAGCACCAAGGUCGUCCACAUCCUGAACAUGACCACCGCUCAGGUCCACUCUUUCCAGCUGACUCCAGACGAGUCACUCCACAGCCUGCAGAAACGCAUCGAGGCCGAGACCAAGAUCGAGGUGGUGAACCAGGAGCUGCUGCAGGAGACGGGCGUGUCACUGGACCCCAGGAAGCCGGCGGCGCAGUGCGUCCUGGAUGGAGUGAGAGGCUGGGACAGCUACAUCGUCUACCUGUUCGACAAGAGCAUCACCAAGUACUCCGGGCCCCUCAGUGCCAGACAGCUGCCCGACAAAGUCAGCACCAUCGUUCAAGAGGCCAAGACGCAGCUGCCCCUGGCGGCGCUGAAGAAGGUUUGGGGAGAAGCCGUGAGCUACAUCUGUGGCCUGAAGGACGACUACAGCCGACUCUUUCAAGGACAGAGGGCGGCAAUGCUGAGCCUCCUGCGCUACAACACCAACCUGACCCGCUGUAAGAACAGCAUGUUCGGCUUCUCUCAGCAGCUGAAAGCCAAGUUAGAUUUCUUCAAGAGCAGCAUCCAGUACGACCUGGAGAAAUACAGCGAUCAGAUGCACUACGGCAUAUCCUCUGAGAAGAUGCUGAAGGCCUGGCAGGAGAACGAGGAGAGAGCUGCUGCCUUUGCACAGGUGGCAGAGGUGAGCCACUUGGAUGAUGAGAUCAUGGCUCUGCACUCGGAGAUCGUGGAACUUCAGAGGAGCCCGUACGCCCGACGCCAAGGAGACAAGAUGGAGCAGCUAGAGGAAAAGGCAAUCGAGCUCUAUAAGCAGCUGAAGAUGAAGUGUAAAAUUUCUGAGACGGACGUGAGCAGCGACAGCUCUGAGAUGGUGAAGGCCAUUAUUCAAACCGUUCAGAACCAAGACAAGGUCCUGAAAGAUCUGUACACGCACCUCAGAAAGAUCCUGAUCAGCAAACAGAAGAUCAUCGACUUGUUUCCACGGAUUGAGAAAACGCUGGAGAGCAUCAAGGACGCGGACAACACCGUGAUGCAGAUGCAGAUAAAGAGACAAAGAGAGUUCUGGCAUUUACUGAAGAUCGCAUGUGCCCAGAACUCAUCCCGGAGCUCGAUAGCAGCCAGUCCCGAGUCGUCCAACCUGAUGCAGGUGUCUCCCUGGUCCCAGUCGGCUCAACCAGUCAGCUCCCCCCAUCCUCUGACCUCCCUGCCCGGGCCCAACGACAGUGACGCAGCUCCUCGUCUGCUGCAGGAGAACCAGAAGUACCUCAGUCAGCUGACCAGCCUGAUGCAGGAGGCGGCCGACGAACAGGCCAACAGCAUAGUGGACCAAGACUGGAGCUGGACAAAAUAUGAAACCUUAACCACAAAAUUAAAAAAGCAAAAUGCGUAAAAGAGCUGUGGUCGUCCUCCCUCCCUGCUCCGAGUAACACUAAGGACUGUGAGCUGUGAACGCAGCACAGCGGCUACACAACGGCAACACAACGUUGUGCAGUUGUACAUGGACUCGGGAUACUCUCUUUAAAAAAAACCGUUCUCUUUACCUUUAAAAAAAAAAAAAAAAAAAGAGUUCACACCUGCUGGUGUCUGUCCACUGCCAUCAUGUCUCAUGGUGGAAACGUUCAGAUCCAUCAAUAUUCUUGUUUCUCUACAAGUAAACAAAUGAAGCCGUGUCCCUCUGCCCCCCCCCCCCCCAUUUACCUUUAGCUGCACACAAUUUAUCACAACUCAUGAAAACCAAUGAUGUUCAUUUAUACUGUUAAUUGCAAAAAAUCGAGCAAACUGUAGCAGCAGAUUCGAGGGUUUGAGGCGGAUUCGUGUCACAUGGGAGGAAACAGGCAGAAACAUGAGAAGUGACUCGGCCUCGUAAAACAAGGGGAAGACGGGAAGUGGUCGCGGGGGGGGUGGUGGAGGAGGAAAUUACAAUCAAGCAGCAAACAGCACUUUGAUACUCCCAUGUAUCCUCUGUGUAAAGAGACCAAACGUUCCAGGAUCCCAGUCCCCACGACACGGGAGCUGUGAUUCUCAAUUUCAUAUCAUUUCCUACAAACAUUCAGACGUUCAGAUUCUGUGCACACGUUGUUUCUCAAUCGGGUUCUGUUUGAAUAGAGUGUAAUAGAUCCCCGGCUCGUGUCAGGAUAUAUGUGACAGACGUGGCGGGCCAUCAUGUUCAUACUUUGUCUAUAAUGUACAUCGAUCUUUUUAAACACGAGCUCCGACUCUUGUUCAUAUGCACAUUUUAUUUCACUGGAGAGUUGAAGCUGCGUUCACGUCAUAUGAAGCCAAACUGGAAGAUUUGUGGUUUCACUUUCUCCAGUGUCUGGAUUCAAACAUGAUACAAUAAUAAAUAUAACAAAUCAUUGAAUAUUACAGUCGCUUUUCUAAUCUGAGAAUUUUCUUUAAUCAGAUUUGAUGAUAAACUGAAUAUUUUGACCUUUUCGACCGAGGUUCAAACAAAAGAAACAUUUGUUUGAUUAAAAAUCUGCUUUUUUGUUCACGAACACUUAAAAAUUUGGUUAAAUAUUCAUGAUUUAAUGAGCACAAUUAUCUCCAGCUUAUAAUUUUCAAUAGUUAAGCUCUUGAACCUGCUCGGUGUGGAUUGUGUUGGAUCAAAUCAACCUGUGGUAAAUUGUAAAAGACGUUUCUAAAGUAAUUAAGUUAAUUGCAGCUACAGAAUUCUCACAUCUGUCAUUUUUAAUAAACUGUAAAUAUGACGUGAACGCAGCCUUUUGUCAUGAGGACGUGAGACGACCUGGUUUCCUCUCAAAUAAAAUAACUGUAGCACGGUCGAGGUCUUCAGCCGCUGUGGGUCGGUCCCGUGGGGCCAGAGAGGAACCGACCUCUGACUUGUAUUUAUGAAGUUGAAGUGCAAUGGAGAAAAGAUAUUUUUUAUAUUUAAGUAACUUGAUUUGUUGGUUUUCUUUUCGAUUGGAGUAUUUGUUUCAACUUGUCUCUGAAUGUUUACUUUUUAGAAAUGUCGGUGUGUAAAGAUCAAAUGUUUGCCUGGUGAUGAAAUAAAACGACUUUGGCAUGAA
Messenger RNA from Pleuronectes platessa (European plaice), 4113 nucleotides. Its product is annotated as inhibitor of nuclear factor kappa-B kinase subunit alpha. The transcript has 22 exons. Gene Ontology annotation, biological process: tumor necrosis factor-mediated signaling pathway; positive regulation of transcription by RNA polymerase II; peptidyl-serine phosphorylation. The coding region runs from base 183 to 2471 and encodes 762 amino acids. NCBI's taxonomy places the organism in Eukaryota, Metazoa, Chordata, Actinopteri, Pleuronectiformes, Pleuronectidae. Gene Ontology annotation, cellular component: cytoplasm; IkappaB kinase complex. The record is from RefSeq and is a predicted model, not a curated record. Gene Ontology annotation, molecular function: ATP binding; IkappaB kinase activity.